Molecule: messenger RNA, 816 nt
Organism: Pyricularia grisea
Lineage: Eukaryota; Fungi; Ascomycota; Sordariomycetes; Magnaporthales; Pyriculariaceae
Exons: 3
Coding region: 169-447 (92 amino acids)
Biological process (GO): GPI anchor biosynthetic process
Cellular component (GO): endoplasmic reticulum membrane; dolichol-phosphate-mannose synthase complex
Source: RefSeq, a predicted model, not a curated record
GUUCAACCGCACAUGUUACCCUGAUCGUCAGCCAGCAAAAGACCAUACGCUCCUUUUUUUUUUUUUUUGACUCGACGCAAAACCCGUUUUCUCAACGACACUCCUUAGCCUCGAAAUCGCACCUUUACCUCUGUCGAUCGAUAACAAAAGUCUCCCAACCAAGCCACGAUGACGCGCGCUCAGCAGACCAUCUCAAUCUUCCUCCUCGCGACUUCGCUCUAUCUCUGCCUCUACCUGCAGCUCGUCCCGCUGCCCGACGUCAUCCAGACUGAGAUUAUCCCCGUGCUUCCCUUCUGGGUUCUGGUCUCGUUCGGCGCCCUUCUUCUGGGUCGCCUCGGCUGGGGCGUCCUGACCUUUAACGAUACGCCCGAGGCGCACAAGGAGUUGCUUGUUGAGAUUGAGGAGGCCAAGAAGGACUUGAGGAGGCUCGGUGUCACUGUUGACUAGAGAGCUGGCGAGACUGUUGAGGCAAAGAAGGAUCAAGACGGUGCAAUAUGAUACCUUGGGUCGACUUCGUGGUCUUAUUGGGUUAAUGAGACUCUCCAGUCGGUGGUUGUAGGAGAGGAGAUAGAGCUCAUCCGGUGUCUGCAUUUAACCACAUGGUAUUUCUCAUGUCUAAUGACCAACUAGACCCCGGGUAGAUCAUGGAACAAGACUGAGCAUAACUAUAUGCACGGCAGAUGAUAUACGUACAAACUACAGGGAAAGAAGUGCUUACAGUUGGAGAAACUUGACUUGGCGCACGUGUGUUUUCAUCACACCGAUUUACCAGGUUCAAUUGCCAGGGGUCAAGGUUCUUUGGGCAUGAUAAUGAAG